AUGGCGCAACAGGGAGAAGAACACAGGAACAUUGCCCCUCAGCCCCAAACGGAAGAGGGCGGCAUCAAUUGGUUGUACAUGACGCCCCUUCUCGGCGCACCUCUCCUUCCCCUAGUGCGCAUUGCCCUGCGGCCGUACCCGAAGAUUAGAGACGUGGCGUUCGGCACCAUGAUCGCCUUCUUCCUCGGCCACGGUGCUUGGCUCAUUGGCAGAGGGUUCGACCAGCGACGGGAACAGCAAAACGAGCGCAUCCGACGCUGGGAAGAGGAGCAGCGACUCAAGCGUGGCAGUUACUAA
Acanthamoeba castellanii str. Neff is the source of this 297-nucleotide messenger RNA. RefSeq lists its product as uncharacterized. Lineage: Eukaryota; Discosea; Longamoebia; Acanthamoebidae. The record is from RefSeq and is a predicted model, not a curated record. The transcript has 3 exons. The coding region runs from base 1 to 297 and encodes 98 amino acids.